This is a messenger RNA of Besnoitia besnoiti, 1659 nucleotides long. RefSeq names its product TATA-box binding protein TBP2. Gene Ontology annotation, molecular function: RNA polymerase II general transcription initiation factor activity; DNA binding. The coding region runs from base 1 to 1659 and encodes 552 amino acids. The transcript has 4 exons. Gene Ontology annotation, biological process: DNA-templated transcription initiation. NCBI's taxonomy places the organism in Eukaryota, Apicomplexa, Conoidasida, Eucoccidiorida, Sarcocystidae. The record is from RefSeq and is a predicted model, not a curated record.
AUGGAGGAGGGUGCGCGGCGUGAGGAGGCGGGCGGCGCAGGGCGGGAGAAGCGCCGUCGCUCGUCGUCUGCGUUUUCCUUCAUGCUCGAGGCCGAAGGCGACGACUUUUCUCCGAAGCGGCAACGAGGCUCUGUCUGCCGCAACGGGGACGACGCCUCCACCUUCCCCACGUCUGCGCCUGCAUCCGGCGGAGGCACAGACUUGCUUGGCGUGUCGCCCUCCGCCUCUUCGUCCGCGGCGCCUGCGGCGCACGCCUCUUCUUCCUCUCUUUCGCCUCGUGAGGAGCGCGAGAGCGAAGAGAAGGGGGGCUGCGACGAAGGAUUCCUCACGAGGCGCGUGGUGGGGAAGGAAGAGCACGAAGAGGAGGGCCUGCUGCUGCUCGGCUCAUGUCUGUCCGACGUGAAUCAAGAUUUCUCUGGAUUCACCUUCGAAACCGACGCGGCGCUCAUCGAGUCUCUCCUCGCGCCCUCCACGGCGGGCGCCGACGGCGAGGGCGGCGACCCGCUGCCGAGCUCCGCGGCUCAAGACGCGGUCGCCUCCUUCGAUGUGGCUGCAGCGUCGUUCCCUUCCCUCGGCGGUCAGGAAGAUGCGUCUUCCGCGUCCUCCCCUCCCUCGCCUGCGUCCGCGCGGCUCUCGGUGCUGGGCCAGCAGGGGGCCUGUUCACCGUCUGGGCUGCCGGCGCCCUCGCCUCUCUCUUCUUUUCCCCCCCCGUCCGGCGCGGCGUCUUCUGUCUCGCUCUCGGCGGAGAGCUUGCUGGCGCUCGCGCCCGCGCACGCGAGUCAGAUCAAAGAGACGCAGGGGGGAGAGAGUGUUUUGUCUCUGAAAAAACAGGAUAUCCUCGCUGCAGCGCCGCCGCUCUUUUCGCCGCCGACUGUGCCGGAAGUACAGAACGUCGUGGCUUCGGGCCGCGUCGCGUGGAAGACGCUGCAAGAGGAAGACGGCGCUUGCGCCUGGACGACCGACAACGAAGAGGUCAAACUCGAUCUGCGCCACCUCGCGAUCAGCUGCAGAUUCGCGGAGUACAACCCGCGAAAAAUCAACGCAUGCAUCAUCCGACUCAGAAACCCGAAGUGUACCGUCCUCGUGUUCAGAUCUGGUCGCCUUAUGAUCACCGGCGCGCGAAGCGAAGCGGAGGCUGAGCGGGCGGCGCGGCUGGUCGCGCGAAUGCUUACGUUUGCGUAUUGCGGCGGGACUGAGAAGGGCGCGGAGAGUCUGCUUCGCGCGAGUCCUCUUCCGUCGCUUCCUUCCUGCAAGGAAGUCGGCGGCGAAGAGGCGAGCGCCGCAGCAGGCCCGUGUGCAGCUGUCGCCCUGCCGAGCCCGGAGGCGUCGAUGGGGCGCGCCGAGAAGGAAAGUCGGAAGCAGCGAAGGAGAAGGAAACUGUGUCUCCGCGACUUCAAAGUCGAAAACGUCGUCGCCAGCGCAGACUGCGGAGUGCCCGUCCGACUCGAGGGCCUCGCCUUCGAACACAAAGAAUUCUCCAGCUACGAACCCGAGCUCUUCUCGGGGCUCGUCUACCGUUACAAUCCGACGGCGUCUCUGAAGGCCGUUCUGCUGGUGUUCGUCAGCGGCAAAGUUGUCAUCACAGGAUGCAAAAAUUUGAGCGAAGUGAACCACGUGUUCGAGGCGCUUUACCCAGUGCUCAUCCGGUACCACCAGUGA